Rana temporaria (common frog) is the source of this 4905-nucleotide messenger RNA. RefSeq names its product solute carrier family 4 member 8 (gene SLC4A8). Gene Ontology annotation, molecular function: solute:inorganic anion antiporter activity; sodium:bicarbonate symporter activity; monoatomic anion transmembrane transporter activity. Bases 9 to 3413 code for a protein of 1134 amino acids. The transcript is spliced from 25 exons. Gene Ontology annotation, cellular component: plasma membrane. NCBI's taxonomy places the organism in Eukaryota, Metazoa, Chordata, Amphibia, Anura, Ranidae. Gene Ontology annotation, biological process: bicarbonate transport; transmembrane transport; monoatomic anion transport. The record is from RefSeq and is a predicted model, not a curated record.
GGAGUAAGAUGGAGGAGUGUAGACAAGGUUGGAGACUGAAUUUGUGUACAGCUGUGAGGCUGCAUGUCAGUAUCCUGGCUGGAAACCUGCUGGCAGUGGAAGUUACCCUCUCCAAAAGUCAGGGACUGUUAAACUACGAUGGCAGUUCUGGACUCUUCAAAUCGAGAACCGAUGAAGAGGCUGUUGUAGACCAAGGUGGGACCAGUUCGGUGCUAAAUAUACACUAUGAAAAAGAAGAGCUUGAAGGGCACAGGACAUUGUAUGUGGGAGUCCGAAUGCCACUGGGGCGGCAGAGUCACAGACAUCAUCGGACCCAUGGGGGGAAGCACAGGAAACGAGAUCGGAUGAAGGGAGUCAUUCAAGAAGAAGGCCAUGAUGAGUCCCUAGCUCAUGACACCCCAUCCCAGAGAGUGCAGUUCAUCCUUGGAACGGAGGACGACGAGGAACAUGUGCCACAUGAGCUGUUUACAGAGCUGGAUGAGAUCUGUGUCAAGGAAGGAGAGGAUGCCGAGUGGAAGGAGACAGCAAGGUGGCUGAAGUUUGAAGAAGAUGUAGAAGAUGGAGGCGACCGCUGGAGUAAACCAUAUGUAGCCACCCUCUCUCUGCACAGCCUCUUUGAACUGAGAAGCUGCAUCAUCAAUGGAACAGUUCAGCUAGAUAUGCGUGCAAACACCAUCGAGGAAAUUGCAGACUUGAUCUUGGACCACCAGGAUUCUUCCGGCGAGUUAGGAGAUAAUAUACGAGUCAAGGUGAAGGAAGCACUGCUGAAGAAACAUCACCAUCAAAUAGAGAAGAAACGCAACAAUCUUAUUCCUAUGGUGCGCUCCUUUGCAGAGGUUGGAAAGAAGCAGUCAGAGCCUCAUUUACUAGACAAAAAUAGUUUAUCAGUGUUUCCUCAAUCUACUCCCUCUACUUUAGAAGUAAAAAAUGGAGGAAGCCACGACAACAGCAGUGCUGUUGAUCUCAGUAAGGUGGAUCUUCACUUCAUGAAAAAAAUUCCCACGGGAGCAGAAGCCUCUAAUGUCCUUGUUGGAGAACUGGAUUUUCUAGAACGACCCAUUGUAGCAUUUGUUCGCCUGUCUCCAGCAGUUCUCCUCACCGGACUGACAGAAGUCCCUAUACCAACUAGGUUCUUAUUUAUCUUGUUGGGACCUGUAGGAAAAGCACAACAGUACCAUGAGAUUGGCAGAUCCAUGGCUACUAUAAUGACCGAUGAGAUUUUUCAUGAUGUUGCUUACAAAGCAAAAGACCGAACAGACUUGCUAGCUGGAAUUGAUGAGUUCCUGGAUCAAGUGACAGUACUUCCACCUGGAGAAUGGGACCCAUCUAUCAGAAUUGAGCCACCAAAAAAUGUUCCUUCUCAGGAGAAAAGGAAGAUGCCUGGAGUCCCCAAUGGAAAUGUCUGCCAUGUAGAUCCUGAACCAGAGCCAGAAGAAAGUGGACCAGAAUUGCAGCGCACAGGAAGGGUUUUUGGUGGUCUGGUGGUAGACAUCAAGAGGAAAGCUCCUUGGUACUGGAGUGACUACAGGGAUGCGCUGAGCUUGCAGUGUGUGGCUUCUUUCCUCUUCCUGUACUGUGCUUGCAUGUCUCCGGUCAUCACAUUUGGGGGUUUGCUUGGAGAAGCUACAGAAGGUCGAAUAAGUGCAAUAGAAUCCCUGUUUGGUGCUUCUAUGACAGGAAUCGCUUACUCGCUGUUUGCUGGGCAACCGUUGACGAUCCUGGGCAGUACAGGACCAGUACUGGUGUUUGAGAAGAUUCUCUUCAAGUUCUGCAAAGACCAUGAACUGUCAUACCUCUCUUUGAGAGCCUGCAUCGGUCUGUGGACAUCUUUUCUCUGCAUCGUUCUGGUUGCCACAGAUGCAAGCUCAUUGGUCUGCUACAUCACGCGUUUCACAGAGGAAGCCUUUGCCUCGCUGAUCUGCAUCAUUUUUAUUUAUGAAGCCAUAGAAAAGCUGAUUCACUUGGGAGAAACAUAUCCUGUUCACAUGCACAGCCAGCUGGACAAGCUAACACUAUAUUAUUGUAAAUGUGCAGCUCCAGAAGUACCAUCCAACAAGACGUUGCUGUUCUGGAAUGCAAACAACAUAAGUUUUACUGAAAAUGACUGGUCCAACCUCACCGUUAGUGAAUGCCAACUAAUGCAUGGAGAGUUUGUAGGCCCAGCCUGUGGACACCACGGACCAUAUACUCCAGAUGUUCUCUUCUGGUCCUCCAUUCUGUUUUUUACUACAUUUGCUUUAUCCAGUACACUGAAGACUUUUAAAACAAGUCGGUACUUUCCAACCAAGGUCCGCUCGAUGGUCAGUGAUUUUGCUGUAUUUCUCACUAUUUUGACAAUGGUAAUCCUUGACUAUCUAAUUGGUGUGCCCUCACCAAAACUUCAAGUCCCGAAUGUAUUUAAGCCAACCAGAGAUGAUAGAGGAUGGAUUGUGAACCCCAUUGGGCCGAAUCCCUGGUGGACCGUUUUCCCUACAAUCAUCCCGGCCCUCCUUUGCACCAUUCUCAUAUUUAUGGACCAGCAGAUUACAGCUGUCAUUAUCAACAGAAAGGAGCACAAACUUAAGAAAGGAUGUGGUUACCAUCUAGACCUGCUGAUGGUGGGGCUGAUGCUGGGAAUCUGCUCUAUCAUGGGGCUGCCGUGGUUUGUUGCUGCUACUGUGCUGUCCAUCACCCAUGUAAAUAGUCUUAAACUGGAGUCAGAGUGUUCUGCUCCAGGAGAGCAGCCCAAGUUCCUUGGGAUCAGGGAGCAGAGAGUGACCGGACUGAUGAUCUUUGUGCUUAUGGGUUGCUCUGUCUUUAUGACAGGAGUACUAAAGUUUAUUCCAAUGCCUGUAUUGUAUGGAGUGUUUCUCUAUAUGGGAGUGUCUUCACUGAGAGGAAUUCAGUUCUUUGACCGGCUUCUUCUCUUCGCUAUGCCAGCUAAACACCAGCCGGAUUUUAGCUACCUGCGGCAUGUGCCUCUGCGAAAAGUCCAUCUUUUUACCAUCAUACAGCUGACUUGUCUGGUUUUACUUUGGGUUAUUAAGGCAUCUCCAGCUGCUAUCGUUUUCCCAAUGAUGGUACUCGCACUUGUGUUUGUCCGAAAAGUAAUGGAUUUCUGCUUCACAAGCCGGGAGCUAAGCUGGCUCGAUGACUUGAUGCCAGAAAGCAAAAAAAAGAGGCUGGAUGAUGCUAAAAACAAGGCUAAGGAACUGGAGGAGGCAGAAAAGAUGCUGCAGUCAGGUGAAGACAAAGGGGCGCAGCUUCCUUUAGAGACCAGGAAAUUACUGGGCAGCCCUGGGAAAAACAAUAAUUCCAGAUGUGAUCCAUCUGACAUAAAUAUCUCUGAUGAAAUGCCUAAAACUACUGUGUGGAAAGCUCUCAGUAUGAACAAUAAGAGUUCAAAAGCAGAGGAAAGAAGCUUAUUUAAAUAGGUGUCUUGGCGCGUGAAGGACCGUGCUUGAUCGAAGAUGACUCAGGGAAGGGCCAAGACCCAUAAUGUGGCAUACAGUUUAUUGGAUGUCCCCACGUUUUCUCCAGAUGAAGGAUACAUGUUAAAGCCAUCAGAAAUGUUACCUUGUAUAAAUAUAUAUAUUUUUUAAUUUUCAGUGUGUGCUUUAACAAGCUGUUAUUAUUUGUGUGCCAUCAGUGCACUUGUAACAAGAAAGUGUCCAACACAGCAAUGCUGAACUGCAGCUUCAGACAGGUUCACUGAAGUCAUUCUAAGUGGGAUCGAUGGAGAUUGACCCCAUCGGGACAUAUACCACAUUGAAGCAGAUGUCCUGAUCAGUCCUAGUAUUUACUAACUACAAUUGGAUGAAGAAUAGUCAGUACUUAGUGUUAAUUAAGUCCUGUAGUCACAUGUUCUGGGUUUUGUAAAUCAUAGGAGCAAAUUAUACCUUAAGAUUCUUGUAUCUGCUGUAUGAUCGUUAGGUCAAUGUUUAUGGAAGUAAGAGUUCAGCAUCUCAGCUUUCCUAACAAUGACACAAAUGAGAAAUGUAAUUUGGAAUGUUGCCUGGUCUUGGUUCAAACAUGCUCCUCCUUAUUGUAUGAACUACCAUAGUAGAUUAGUGCUAGAGUGGUGGAAUCUUAGAUUUUAGAAAAGGUUAAAUCCACACAAAACUGAAAAAUUAUUACUUUGGAGAAGCUGUACAAAAAUGAACACUGGCAGUUUGUUUAUUUUUUUAGGUGCAUUGGUUAAGGGGUAACAAAGACAGUUUCUAUCCUUUCAGAUCUUAGGCCAAGAUGGAGAGUCUAGUGGGGAGAGAUUCAAACUUUCAAACUAAAACCAAACAUAUCUUUGUACUUGUUUGUAGGUAAGGGGGGAGUGUUUGUGAUAAUUCCAGCCAAUGCAUGUAUUCCAUUUUCAGGUAUGUGCGGAGUUAUCCUUUUAAAUGUCGUAUAGAUCCAGGUCAAGGGAAUUUUUGUUUUUGCAAAGUGUUAAUGUGACCACUCCAGUUUUACGAAUGCUGGUAACUCAGCUGUACAUGGGUUUCUGAACUGAAUUACAAGUGUAUAGUAGAGUGAUCAUCUGCAAUUUUUGUUUCCGGAGGCAGACUAUAUAAGUGCACAAUAAGCCACCUCCAUUAGAAAUAUCUUUUAAUUAUUUUUUGUUAUUGCUUCUUGUUGGAAGGCAAUAUACUUUCAUUUUUAAGUGAUGUAUACUUUCAAAAUAUAUUGUUUUUUUUAUUCAAUGCAUUUUCUUUUACAAGGCAAUAACCGUAAAAAUACAAGUGUGAUGUUUUGUACACAUUGUCCUGUAUGCUGCCUUUUGGAGAUCAUUUAUGUUUUCCAAUAUUUUAUUGUUUAGAUGACUAUUACAGCUGGGUACGUGGAAUGGGUUUUCUGUAAAUAUGCAUAUUACCAGCAUCAAUGGAGGAGAAUCUAGGAAUGAAAUUAUAUAAAAUAUAAACUGUUUGUCACGGG